Molecule: messenger RNA, 531 nt
Organism: Torulaspora delbrueckii
Lineage: Eukaryota; Fungi; Ascomycota; Saccharomycetes; Saccharomycetales; Saccharomycetaceae
Gene: AHP1
Product: thioredoxin peroxidase AHP1
Exons: 1
Coding region: 1-531 (176 amino acids)
Biological process (GO): hydrogen peroxide catabolic process; cell redox homeostasis; cellular response to oxidative stress
Cellular component (GO): mitochondrion; peroxisome; cytoplasm
Molecular function (GO): thioredoxin peroxidase activity
Source: RefSeq, a predicted model, not a curated record
AUGUCUGAUCUAUUGAACAAAAACCUACCAACUGGAAACUUCAAGUUCCAAUACAUCGCCAUCGAUGACAAGAACUCUGACUCUGAGUCCUGUAAGAUGCCUCAAACCGUUGAAUGGUCCAAGUUCAUCGCCGAGAACAAGACUGUUGUCUUGACCGGUGCCCCAGCUGCUUUCUCUCCUACCUGUUCUGUCAACCACAUCCCAGAGUACAUCAGCUACUUGAACGAAUUGGUCAAGGACAAGAACGUGGACCAAGUUGUUGUCAUCACUGUUGACAACCCAUUUGCCAACCAAGCCUGGGCCAAGAGCCUAGGUGUCAAGAACACUGACCACAUCAAGUUUGCCAGUGACGCCGGUGGCCAUUUCGUCAAGUCCUUGGGUCUAGAUUUGCCAAUCGGCGAUGACGUCUACUGGAGUACCAGAUGGGCUGCAGUCGUCAAGAACGGUUCCGUCACUUACGUCGGUAAGGAAAAGAACCCAGCAACCGAAGUCACCGUCUCUUCUGUUGAAAGUGUCUUGGCUCACUUAUAA